This is a messenger RNA of Trichomonas vaginalis G3, 2331 nucleotides long. Its product is annotated as armadillo repeat-containing protein 4 (armc4) family. The transcript has a single exon. Gene Ontology annotation, molecular function: protein binding. Bases 1 to 2331 code for a protein of 776 amino acids. Lineage: Eukaryota; Parabasalia; Trichomonadida; Trichomonadidae. The record is from RefSeq and is a predicted model, not a curated record.
AUGGAGAAAUUUGAAACAGAAUUAUUGCAACUCAAGGAUAUCAGUGGCAUUGAUAAAGCCAUUUAUCCAUUAAAUUGGAUCCGUUGGGAGUCCGAAUACAAGACUUCUAGCGGAAUUCGUGCUCCUCCGUGGCGUCAGAGCGAAGGUGAUAUCGGUUACAUCCUUGCAAGCACUCACGAUAAGGGUGUUGUUGCUAUUCUUUGCAAGAAUGAUGAAACAUGCGUUCAAAUCAAAGGCUACAUCGUCAACGCUGAUGGUGAAGAAGAAUUAGAUUAUACACCACAAGGAUCUCCUGCAAAUACACUUACAGAGCUUCUUAGUGGAAUUUCCGAAAUUUUCAAAGAAAAAGCUCCAACAAUCACAAAGGAGGAAGCAGAAAAUGCUGCAAAAUUCAAAGCUCAAGAAGUUCAUAACGAUUUGGAUACACUUCCAACACCAGUUCUUGUCCUCACACAGCCAGAAGAUGAAAAUGAUGAGGAAGGAGACGAAGAACAGGAACAAGAAGAUGAUGAGCCAAUUGUUCCAUUCCCUAAGCAGACAAACUCAGAUGAAUAUUCUACAAUCUAUCCAAAGAUGAAGAAUUUCACCGCAAAUACAGCUGAUCCAACAAAUACAGAUCUUCAAGACCUCUGCAAUAACCCAGCCCUUAAAGAACAAGCUGGUCAACGUGCUGUUCUCAUGGCAGGUGCUAUUUCAGCUAUGCGUGAUGUUCUUUGCAUGAAACAAAUUCGUGAAGGAAAUGAUACACGUCGUAGUGCUCAAAUCGAAGCUGCUAUCAAGAUUUUCGCAGCUAUUUCUCUUUCACCAAUGAUUCGUCGUCAUUUGGCCAAUGAAGAUACUGUUAAGAUUUUCAUGGACAUUUUAAAGAGAGAUGAACCACGUGUAAUGAACGAUCUCUUCACAACAAUCGCAAACUGCUGCCACAACACAAAAUUCCGUCACAUUAUCCUUCGUAACAAGAAAGAUCAAGGUGUUGAUGCCUUCAUUGUACCAAUCAAGAAGCCAGAGUACGCUUCACAGGUAUGCUAUGUUCUCUACAGCUUAAAUAGAAGCCAUGAAGCUGCAAGAAUCAUGGCUAACUGCCACCUUUCGAAUGUUCUUGAUACAUAUACAACAAAGAAGGCACUUGCCAGCAUCAGCGAGGACCUUAUGCUUAACAUUACACGUCUUAUGUACAGUAUGGCCGUCUACGGAAAGAAUGAAGACCGCCAGAUUACAGAUCGCCAAAUUACUUUCUUCUGCACAGGUCUUGGCAAAGAAAAUGCAGAGCUUUGCGAAUGGUCAGUUCGCGCAUUCACUAUUUUCCAGAUGAAUGAAGAGCAAACUAAGCAAUUCUGCCAGAAUAACCAAGAUCAGUGCCAAGGACCACAGAAGAUGACACGUCUUCUCGAUAAUACAAACGAGAAGGUCAUCUUAUCUGCCCUUGAAACCAUUUCCGUCAUUGGAAACGUCGCAAUGAUCAGAGAUGAACUUUGCAAGCUUGGCGUUCUCAACAAACUUGCAACAUUAUGGAAAUCACCUCAACCAGAGAUUUGCAAGGGUGCACUCAAAGUUAUCGGUAUCCUUACACAAAACCAACAAUGCUUACAAUGGACAGUUCGUCAGAACAUGAUUCCUUCAUUACUCGAAUAUCUUAACUCUACAGACUCUGACUUCGUUAUCUACGCUUCCAAAGCUAUCGGAGCUUGCUGCAAUAAUCCAACAAAUCUUAAGAACCUUAUCCAGCAGAAUGGCGUCCGAAAACUUUGGUCAUUGAUGAAGUCCCCAUCACCAGGUGUCCAAGCAGCUGCUACUCGUGCUUUAGUUCCAUUCCUUAAAUCUCCAGAAUCUCCAUCAUACGUCAGAACAUUCGUUGAUGGCUUAGAUUUAUUAGUUGGACUCCUCAAGAGCCAGGAACCAGAAGUACAAGCAAGCGCUUGCAUGGCAAUCAGUGAAGUUGCAAAGGAUAACGAAAACCUCGGCGUUAUGACAGAUUUAGGUGUUGUAGAACUUCUUUCCCGCUUGUUAUCUACCAAACUUGACGUAGUUCGCAAACCACUUGCUGACGCUAUUGGAUUUGCUGCUAAUUACGGAAAGAACAGACGUAGAUUUGGCGAAGAAGGUGCCGUCGAUCCUUUAGUUUCAUACCUUAGACCACCUUCAUCAAACCUUGAAGUACACGCUGCAACAGCUAAAGCUCUUAAAGCUCUUUCUGAAGAUCAGGAGAACUCAAAGAGACUUUCACAGGCUGGUGUCGUUGAUUACUUGUUAAAGAUGGUUGAUAGCCAGGAUGAGGAACUCCAAAUGGCUGCUGCUGUCGCUAUUAGAAACAUUAGAACUAACAGACAAUAA